Spodoptera litura is the source of this 2711-nucleotide messenger RNA. RefSeq names its product RNA polymerase III subunit E (gene Polr3E). Gene Ontology annotation, cellular component: nucleus; RNA polymerase III complex. The record is from RefSeq and is a predicted model, not a curated record. Gene Ontology annotation, biological process: tRNA transcription by RNA polymerase III. NCBI's taxonomy places the organism in Eukaryota, Metazoa, Arthropoda, Insecta, Lepidoptera, Noctuidae.
UCUACAAAAAGGUUUUAUGUCAUAGGAAUCAUCUUGGCACAUCAAGGAGAAGGACAAGUCUCAAUACUUCAAGCAUGGAGUUAUGGAUAAGAUUGUCUAUGAGAGCAGUGCACCUGGCACUGAGACACAGCACUAUGCAGUGGCCAUUUUGCAAGAUAAAGAAUUGCACUGCACACCAAUACAAGGAAUCAUCCAAAUGCGGCCUUCAUAUUCCUACUAUGACAAGCAAGACAAGAGAAAAACUGAUAAAAACAAAGCUGAUUCUGAAGAUGAAGAGAAAGAACCUGAAGCCCAGCAGGUUACGGUGAAAUUUGCGCGCCAGGAAACUGAAGUAUCUAAGAAGGCCAAAGAGAAGUCGUAUGAGACUAUCGCACAGCGCAUCAAUGAAGAACCGUGGUUCGAUGCUCUCUGGAAAAGUUCCGAAACUGAUCAUGCUGAGUUGGAGCGAUUGAAGCUAUUCAGUGCUACUUCAUCAGACGGGUCGGCAUUAACGGUACGUGCGAAAGAGUACGUGCGCGCGUUAGUACCGGCUCCACCUGAAGAUGAGGCCGACAUAGCGCCCACUAAGCGACCUUCACCGCACGAACAAAUUAAGGAAAUAUUGAUGAGAGCAAAAUUGAUGACAUUCAACGACCUCCGUUCCUUGGUCCGCACGGAGGAAGGUCCCCUGACGCCGGCGGUGCUGCUGUCGGCGCUGAGUGGCGCGGCGUGCUGCGUGCGCGGGCUGUGGGCGGCGCGCUCCGCCGACCUGUACACGCGCGCACUGCCUGUACCCGCGAGGUUACUCUGUGCUGCCAGGGACCAUGUCUUGUAUCUCUUCACUCAACAUUCCUACGUCGACCGACGGAAGGUAGCUGCGGCAGUUCGUCUGCCCCCCGCAGAGGUGUUAGAAAUUAUCCGCUCAGUUGCGAAAUUCAAUCCUAACACUGGCUGGGAGCUGAUUAUACCACCUGACCUCGCGUUCGAAGCUAAAUACCCAGAAGUUGUACAAAGACAAAACUUGUACUGGGAAGCUCGACAGAGGAUGUUCAAUGAAAUGUUGAUUGGAGAAAACAUACCCAAAAGGCAAAGAAAGAAAUCUCAAAGAGAUUCAGUUUCAUCCGACACAAUGAUGAGUCCGAAACCUCGCUGCAACAGUGUGACUGAAGAAGAAAGUGAUAAAAAGAGACACAAAAAUAAAUCUGCCACUGGCAGUGGUAAAAGGACUAGGAACACAAGUUCCAGCAGUGUGCAGGAUGCGACGUGAUUCUCUUCAUAGCUAGGUUAUCAAAUUGUAGUGUAGUCACCCACCAGCUUAGUGAUUGUAAGUGAACUGUGAGCCUAAGCUAACUUGUUGUUGUACAUUGUAAACAUUUUGGUGCUGCUAAUCAACGUGUGUAUGCGACAUGACAGUUUAUCAAUGGACUUCCAAACAUUUUCAGUUAAUUGCAAAUAGAAAAUAUCUUUUAUAAUAUCCGUAAAAACAAACCUAUUAAAGCUGUUUAUGGAAUGUUUAGUACUGAACUCUAAUCAUAUUUUAUUUGUAACUAUUUUAGAACAUAAUUUUAACCUUUAAUUGCUUUAUUUCUUGUUUGUAUUUAAAUUCCUAUAUGCUAUUUAUUUUCUCAUUUAGUUUCUAUCACGCUUCUUUGCAUAAUUAUGCACUUGUUUAUUAAAUCUUAGUUAAAUGUUUGUUGACUAGAAAAUCUGAGUUGAAUGUUUUAGCUUUGUUGAGUUUCAGAGAGUUCAUGAUCUACGUGAUAUUUUUACAAAUAAUAUUUAAUAUACAUCAAGAUUUGAAUGUUAUUGUGUUAAUAUUCUUGUAACACAGUUACAUGCAUCGUGAAGAGAAUCUGGACUCAGUUCCAUUGAUUACUCCAAACUAAGCAUAAAAUAAUUUAAUUAUGUUGAUAACUAGUGGACUGUAUUUUAUGAAAUAAUGUUAUAAAUAGUGGCAUAUGUUAUACCUAUUACUGCAUGGCAGUUUGAAAGUCUAGUAAAAUAAUAUAGGUAAUGACUAGCUUAUUUUUAAUAUUGAAAUCUGGUAGUGAAUCAACAUGAAAUAUCCAUUUAAUAUGCAAAGGAAAUGUGCCUAAAUGAUGUCUCUGAAUAGUUUGUGGAAUCUAAGAUUAAAAUAAUGUUAUUAGCAUAAUUUGUAUAUUAUAUUUUACCAUCACAAAACACUGUAUGACUAGAGCUUGAUUUCUAAAAUUAUAUUAUAAAUCUACUGUUGACUUGUACUCAGUUUAUCUGAUUAUGCUGAAAUGAAAUGUAUUCGGAUAAAUCAGUUGUUAAAAAGAAUGGCGUCUGAGACAAGCUUUUACACGGCGCUUAUGAUUUAUAUCGAAAUGUAGUCUAAGUAAGAAAUGUUUUAGGUUUAAGUUGAUUAUUUUUUUCUCCAAAUGUACUGAUUUUUAAAAGCAAUAUCUGUCUCCUUUAUUUUAUUUACUCUAGUAAAAGCUUGUUUUGGCCAAAACACUACCAUUGGCACAUUUUUUAAUGUAACUUCCGUUGUUUACCCUAGUUGAGUGCUUAAUAUCCUUAGAAGUACCUACUAAAGUUCACAUUUUAUUUAAAUAGCUAUCUUACUAGGUGAAAAUGGUCAAUAUAUUGCAUUUGUAUAUAAUUGUCGUUUGUAUGCUAUCAGAAUGUAAAAUUGUGUAUGAGCAAUUGUGAUUUUAUCGAUAAGUUGUUAAUUUUGUAAACGAAAUAAAAGGAAUGAUUAUUAUUUA